CUUUCAUUUAUGAACGCGCGUCGUCUUUUGGAAUUCCCGCUGAUCAAAGCCACCCUCGCAGUAUUUGGCUCUUCCCCGAAAAGGAUGGAUACCUAAUACGGGAUCGAUCUAAUACUCAGGUAAGACCGACAUUACAGUUACAUUCAAGAGAAAGAACAAGGCAACACUUUUGUCCGCUUCAACUUGUCACAUUUUAACACAUUUUAACACAUUUUGACACAUUUAAGACUAUACACGACUAUACACGACUACACACGACUAUACACCAUUAUACACUACUUCCCUUCACUACGUACAUUCCUCCGUUGCUCACUUUAAACGCCUAACUAAACGCUACUCUGCCAAAAAAGAAUAUCUUAGCCCCUUCUAGUGUGUGGAAUUAACCAUCCCUUCCGUCUUUUUCAUCAAUUUAACUUGACCACUUCUAAACAAUCUCUCCAUCUUGAAUUUAUUCACUUGAUUUAUUUAUUUAUUUAUUUAUUUAUUUAUUCGUUCAUCAACAAGAAGUAGAGGGAAAUUCAAAAAGGGAAGAAAGAAGUAAGGAAAGUAAGGAAAUAAGGAAACAAAUCAAAAGGAACGCAGAAGAUCAACACCAUCAAUACCUAUCAUCAAUACCAUCAACAACAACAACAACAACAACAACAACAACAACAAUACGAAGAAUAAAUCAAUCAUCCAAUCGCAUCAUCAAAUCAUCGAGUCAUCAACUACACCCAAACAAUCAAUCGUUCAAUCCCACAGAACAAUUCAUCAACAACCGCCCUCACCGUCCAUCGCAAUCAUGAAAUCCGAAUCAAUCUCAUCAACACCUCAAGUUGCUUGUUUAGAUCCUCUCGAAUUAAUCGAUUAUACCGAAUAUGAAACUGUAUCAUAUCACUCACCGUCUCUCUCGCCAUCUUCAUCAAAAUCACAAUUUGUACCAACAUCUGUAAGAUCAUCCGUAGUAUCUACACCGACUACAUUACCUUCAUCAGAUCAACCAGCUCUUUCCGGUCCAAGUCAUCAAUACGAUCUUUAUAGACAACAAACUGGUAUUCCACAAGGUGCCAUCGCAAAUACUUUGGCAGUUAACGAAAACAAUGGCCAUAUCAAUAGAUAUAACUUUCAAGAUACAUCAUACUUUUCCGCCAUGAGUCCAAGUGAGGAAUUUGUGGAUUUUGGAUCGGCUCCAUCUCGUACACCAUUUCAUCCAUCCGAUGUGGAAAUGGAUCAAGAUCCAGCAUUCUUUUACCCAGAACAAAAUUUUGUUGACCCAACCAAUAUUGGUCCUCAAAAUCUACCAGUCGGUAACGUCUUACCACCACAGUCAAGUCAUGUCGGUCGUCUUUGGCCCGGGAUGCAUCAACAACAAGCCGCUCUUGCAAAGGCUCAAGCACAACAGAAGCAACAACAAGCUAUUAUCGCACAACAGCGACAAAAUGCUAUGGCUGCAAAUGGUCAACAAAGACAACCUCAACAACAACGUUCCAGAGCACAUACUGGUACCGAUCCUAUUGUCGAAGAAAAGAUUGCUCAACUUCUUAAAUCAAUGAGACAAGGUAGUGUCGUUACUGAUGGUGAUGAGGGAAAUUCUCAAAACCUAACACAUGUUCAUCGUAUGCGAAAGGAAGAAGAAGAUAUGGAUGAAGAUGAAAGAUUAUUGGCUAGUGAGGAAGGAAAGAAACUGAGUAGCAAGGAGAGAAGACAGCUUAGAAAUAAGGUUUCAGCUCGUGCAUUCAGAUCAAGAAGAAAGGGUAAGCAUAUUAUGAGGAUUGAAAUGGAAUAGAAUGCUAAUAUGUGAUAGAAUACAUCAGUCAACUCGAAGGAGAAAUUGCUGUCAAGGUUAAUGAGAAUAUGGAUUUGAAAUCCCAAAAUAGAGCAUUGAUGGAAGAAAAUACUCGUCUAUCAGAUCUUACGAGAAUGCUUCUUUCCUCACCUGCAUUCUCUGGUUUCCUCGAUACUUUAUCUUCAAACCCAGCUGCUCGACAAGCACCACCUCCACCUCAACAAGCUCCCAUUCAACAUGAACAACCAAUACAAGUCAGAAAGGAUGUCAAUCCAUAUGCUGUUCAACAACAAAUCCAACAACAGCAACACAUUGGUAUGGUCAUGAUUCCAGAACAAGCUAUGGAUUUUGCUAUGCUUGAUAUUAAUGCCGAUGGAUUUGGUUAUCAACCACAAGUUUACUCUGUUCUUUCUCUACCAGAACUCGUCAUCGAUUCUUCAAUUCUCUCAGGAAAGUCUUCGGAUCUCGUUGCUCCAUUAGAGUUUGAUGACGUAAAGGUAGAACUCCCAAUUGUUGAAAGGAAAUUAGUUCAUGAACUUGCACCAUCAGCUGUUGUUGAGGAAACUGUCGAUGAAGAAUUCGAUGCCGAUCCAGCAUUCGCUCUUUUCGCAGAAGAUACUACUUCAGCUCCAUCAACGAACUUCAACUUCGAUUUCGAUUUCUCUACUCUUGCCCUUAACAAAUCUUCUCAAUUCGAAUUAAUCGUUCAUGAUAUCGAAAGCGAAAAAUUAAUCUCAACUAAUGCUUUUGAUAGAGCAUCUAAGUUAUGUAAUAACCUGGACUCAUUGAUGGAGAGAUUAGAAGCAAUGUUCUUGUAAAGAUAUUUAUUGAAAGAGAUGUUGGUGGAAGAUGGGAGAUGAGGUAAAGGAGGAAAAGCUUGUAUUUGUUGCUGCGGUUUAGCGUUUCUUUUGUUUUUUUAAGUCGUCAAAUUCUUAUUACUUACUCAUUUAUAAAUCUUCUUUUGUUUGUGAUUUUUAUACAUCUUUUUUGCAUCGUUUUUUGCAUUUUUACUUUCUUGGUUGGCUGUUUUGUUUUGUUCUGUUUUCUGAGGGCUUGAAGAUAUUUGAAUUCGUUGUUGCUUUUUGGGGCUGGGCUGGAUUGGGAUGAAUUGAGUUGAAUUUGGAUAGAUAGAUGAGUUUGGGUUUGAUGAGUCUGGGUUUGAUGUGAGUGAGAAGGAUAGGAAUGGGAAUAAGAUAAAGAAUAUGAUGUAGCUUUGCUUGUAACUUUACUUGCUUGUAGCUUGUAGGGGAAAUAUAUGCUUUUAUAUCUUUAUAUCGCUAUUGGGAUGAGUGAGGAUGAGGAUGUGGGCGUGAUUGGCGAUAUGAAUGGAUGGAUAGAAGGAAAGAUUGGGUUGGAAGUAGCAAUAGCAGUAGGAUAGUGAGUGAUAG
Molecule: messenger RNA, 3153 nt
Organism: Sclerotinia trifoliorum
Lineage: Eukaryota; Fungi; Ascomycota; Leotiomycetes; Helotiales; Sclerotiniaceae
Source: the annotation of a GenBank genome assembly